AAAACGGAUGAGUGGUUUCCUGUUAGCUUUGAAGCUGUAGCUAGUUAGCUGGAGAUGUUGAACAGCCUCAUGUGAAAAGCUUAAUCUUCACUCUGUAAACCGCGAACAUAUUUCUUAAAGGGCCUCCAAAAACAGGCAACAGACCGCAAGAAGGACGAAGUUCGAGCAAAAAGUCCAACAGCUGAGAAGUUUGAAACAGCGGCUAACUGCUGCUAAUGAAGAGAGAUUUGAGUUACUAUGAAAGAAAAUAAUCGAAGAGGACCAAAAAGAAACCAGUGUUUUAAAGAAGAGAAGAAACGACUCAAAGUCCUGGAUGUUGUUUUCAUGCCUGAGGUUCGCUGAAACAGAGCAGACAUGCAGCAGCCAUUAGUGAGUAAAGAAGACAUUCUCCCCAAGCAGCAGGAAGAGAAUCAGAGCCUGGAGCAAAAGGAUUCGGAGCCUCCAAACAGUAAACAGGAACAGGAGGAUCUCUGGGUAAAUCAGGGGGGAAAACAGCUUCACGGUCCGGGGGAGGCUGAUUUCACUAUUGUCUCUGUGAAGAGUGAAGAUGAAGAAAAACCACAGUCAUCAUCACAGCAUCAUUUCAGCCAAAGAGAUGAGAGCACAGAAGUGGAACUUCUUUCCAGCAACUCAACUGAAUACCAAACACCGAAAACAGAAGCUAAAGGAGAAGAGUGUGGAGCAUCACAACCAGCCAGAGACUCUGGUCCAUGCAGUCAUUUACAACCACAUAAUGAUGACAUGCAGCAGUUUUUGCUGAUUAAAAAAGUUCUCCCUGAACAGCAGGAUUGGAAUGUGAGUGUUGAACAGGAGGACAUUAAAAAGAAACCAGAGGAACUCUGGAUAAGUCAGCAGGGACAGCAGCUUCACCACCUGGAGGAGGCUGAUAUCACCGAGUUCCCUUUCACUGCCGUCCUUGUGAAGAGUGAAAAUGAUGAUGAAAAGCCACAGUCAUCACAGGUUCAUCAACGUGAUGAGAACACAGAUGAUCCUGUAGGCGGCAGCAGCUCAACUGUACAUACAGCACUGACAGCACAAACUGAUGGAGAGCCACAACCAUUCUGCAACUCACUUCCGUAUAGUCAUUUACAACGAGAUACCAGUGGUGGGAGUUUUGACAGCUCUGAACCUGAGAUUGACUAUUGUAAAUGGAAGCAGACCAGAGAAAUGAAUUCAGGUUUUAACUGUCAGACAAAUAGCAGGUGCAACGUAACUAAGAAAAAAAUAAAUUUUACUCCGUGUAGUCCAAUGAAGUAUUCAAAACAGCACACAGGAAUGCAAGCAAGUGAAAAACCAUUUGGCUGCCCUGAGUGUGGGAAAAGAUUUGUACACCAAAGUAAACUGAUCAGACACACAAGGGGUCAUGCAGGCGAGAAAUUUGACUGUUCUAAGUGUGGUAAAAUAUUUAUACACAAGAGUAAAUUGAUCAGACACACGCGAGGUCAUACAGGAGAGAAACCAUUUGAUUGUUCUGAGUGCGAUAGGAGAUUUGUACAAAAGAGCAGUCUGAUCACACACAUGAAAAUGCACACAGGAGAGAAACCAUUUGACUGUUCUGAUUGUGGUAAAAGAUUUGUACAGAAAAGUAAACUCAUCACACAUAGGAGAAUCCAUACAGGUGACAAACCUUUUGACUGUGCUGAGUGUGGUAUCAAAUUUGGACUAAAGAGCCAUCUGAUCACACACAUGAGAAUUCACACAGGGGAGAAAGAUUUCUCCUGUGGCAGCACUCAGGUGGAUGAUCCACCAGAUCAGCAUAGUUCUGAUCCUGGACUCCAGCAACAACAGCCUCAAAGGGCCAAAAGAAAUCUACGAAACUACACCACUGAAAAUUGGACCUUGAGGAGAAGAAAAAGAUUUUUUACUGCUUCGCUUACUCAAAGCGUGAGAGCAUGAGGAGCGGAUAAAAGAAGCGGAUUUACCAACUAAGGAAAUGGUUGGAUACAAUGCUACCAAUGGUGAGGGUGCAACUAUAGACCCCGGGUCUGGUGCCCAUUGUACUUUUAAAAAUAAAUCCUUAAAAAAAAUAAAUAAAUAAAAACAUUGAGAAUACAUAGAGAAAGAAGAACAAAUACAGUGACAUAAAAAAUAGCUGGGCUUUGAAGGUGAAAGAAUGGUGGUUGGAGCACAAGAUCAGGGCUCUUCUCACAAAUGAUUUUAAAAAUGGUGGGGAUUUCACUAAAUGAUUAAUGUAGUUUCUGCCAUACAGUUGUUGAAAGUGUAAGCUAUCUUGUUUCAGGCUGUCAGGCACUUUGACAGGCAGAUAAUUUCCAUCCUGACACACUAUCUGUAAAUUUGUAUACACUGGAAAGUGCAAGGAACUGGAGGUGGAUGUAAAGGAAAACAACUAUGUACAUGAACCACCUCCAGUCUUGUCAAACAGAAGAGUAUUUUCUAUGACAGAGAUUCCAACAGGAAAAUGUAUAGAAAGAGAUGCAAUAAAACCUGAUAGUUACUUUGAAGAAGCAAGAAGAAAACAGCCAUAAACUAUAGAUGUAACAAGCCCCAAUCACUAUGAUGUCAACAGAGCUGAAAAGGGAAUAACAUUUUUUGAGAAAAAUACAAUAUGCAAAGACCUCAAAAAUAACCUCUGAACAACAUGGUCA
Molecule: messenger RNA, 2606 nt
Organism: Thalassophryne amazonica
Lineage: Eukaryota; Metazoa; Chordata; Actinopteri; Batrachoidiformes; Batrachoididae
Product: zinc finger protein 3 homolog
Exons: 4
Coding region: 355-1896 (513 amino acids)
Cellular component (GO): nucleus
Source: RefSeq, a predicted model, not a curated record